Molecule: messenger RNA, 1192 nt
Organism: Psylliodes chrysocephalus
Lineage: Eukaryota; Metazoa; Arthropoda; Insecta; Coleoptera; Chrysomelidae
Source: the annotation of a GenBank genome assembly
UUAGGAAAAUUACGAAAUUAGCAUAGUAGCAUAAGAAGUUUUACAUUUUAAGACCUAAAAACAACUCGAAAUGUCUCAAGCUCAAAAUAUCGAAAAAAUGGAAGUUAACGCUAACGCCAGCGAAUCCGCUACAGAAGCGGGCACAGUCGAAUCAUACGAAAACUUAGAUCUCGAAGAGGAAGAAAUAUUCUUCCAAGAUAUCGACUUACUGGAAGAGCAGGGCAUUUCGAAAGAAGACAUUAAUGCUCUGAAGAAAAUAGGCGUGAACACGAUUAAAGGUUUACAAAUGACCAUACGUAAAAAAUUGCUGGCGUUAAAAGGUUUCAACGAUGUCAAAAUUAAUCAAAUCAAAGAAUCUUGCGGUAAGAUUGGUUUGAGCAAUGGAUUUAUGACUGCUCUGGAAGUUUGCGACCAACGAAAGCAGGUUUUUAAGCUUCAAACAGGCAGCGUAAAUUUAGAUAAAUUGUUAGGUGGUGGAGUUGAAUCCAUGUCCAUAACGGAGGUUUUUGGUGAAUUUAGAACCGGAAAAACCCAAUUGGCCCAUACUCUCUGUGUCACUGCCCAAAUGCCCGGUUUAAAUGGAUAUCUAGGCGGAAAAGUAAUGUUUAUUGACACUGAACAUACUUUUCGCCCAGAUCGUUUAAGACCAAUAGCAGAACGAUUUAAUUUGGAUCAAACAGCUGUGCUCGAAAAUAUUCUGUAUGCUAGAGCUUACAAUUCUGAACAUCAAUACGAACUUCUAAAUAACGUAGCGGCCAAGUUCCACGAAGAAGCCGGCAUCUUCAAGCUUCUAAUAAUCGACUCAGUCAUGGCCUUAUUUCGCGUAGAUUUCACCGGAAGAGGCGAGAUAGCCGAGCGUCAACAGAAACUCGGCCAGAUGAUGUCGCGCCUUCAAAAAAUUAGUGAGGAAUACAACAUCGCCGUUCUUGUGACCAAUCAGAUCACGUCCGAUUUUACGGUGUUGCCGAGCGAAGGAGACAUGGCCAAACCGGUAGGGGGCAACGUUUUGGCGCAUUCGUCCACCACCAGGCUCGCGUUGAAGAAGGGAAAGGGGAAUAAGAGGGUGGCUACGAUCUAUGAUAGUCCCGAUUUGGAGGAGAACGAGGCGUCUUAUGUGAUUACUAAUGGCGGGAUCGAUGAUCCCAAAGAUAAGGAUUGAUUGUUUUUAAAAUGUAAUUUUUUUGUGAGUUAG